AUGCAGGCGACCCUGUUGUUCAUGGUGAUGGGCAAUUUCGGCAUAGCUUUCAGCGACGUGGUCGUGGAUGGGUUGGUGGUGGAAAAGGCUCGGGAUGAUCCGAAGCUGAUGGGCGGCCUUCAAUCUUUCAGCUGGGCCUGUCGAGGCUUUGGGGCAAUCCUGUCAGCGUAUUUCAGUGGAGCUCUCUUGGAAAUGAUCGGAGUUCAGAAAGUCUUCGCCGUGACAGCGCUGCUGCCGCUGCUCGUCAUUGUUGCCGCGGUGCUGAUUCGAGAGCCGGCUCAACCGAGUCCUGGUAGCAGCUACUCCCUUGACUGGGACGAGGCGCGGCAGCUCGGCCAACAGGUGUGGGAGGUGAUUCGAUCACCGGAGGUCUUCCCUGCAGUUUGCUUCAUCCUGGCAUGGCAGGCCACUCCGACAGCGGGCUCAGCGACGUUCUACUUUUACACCAACGAGCUCCACUUCAACCCAGAAUUCCUGGGGCGCUCUCAGCUCGUGGGUUCACUGGCAAGUUUGGCUGGCAUCGUUCUGUACAACCGUGUUUUCUCUUCCGUGCCGAUCAAGGACUACUUGUCGCGGAUACAGGUGACAGCUGUCACGCUCGGAUUUCUGCCAAUCCUCUUGGCUACCCGCGCCAAUCUAGCCCUGAACAUCCCGGACCAGAUGUUUGUGCUCGGCGACGAUGUCAUCCAAACGGUAGCAGGUGAGCUCGCUCACAUGCCCAUCCUGGUGCUUGCCGCGCAGCUGUGCCCGCGUGGAAUCGAGGCGACACUCUUUGCGCUGCUGAUGUCGGCUCUCAACGCUGCCAGCUUUCUGAGUUCCAGCCUCGGGGCUUGGCUCACCCACAUUCUCGAGGUCACGGACUCUGAUUUCACCAACUACGCCUUCCUGCUCCUCAUUUGCAAUCUCAGCGGGCUCCUGCCACUG
Messenger RNA from Symbiodinium sp. CCMP2456, 924 nucleotides. NCBI's taxonomy places the organism in Eukaryota, Dinophyceae, Suessiales, Symbiodiniaceae. The record is from the annotation of a GenBank genome assembly.